CGCUCGGCCAAUCAGAGGCGGCGGUGCGAUGCUCGGCACUUGUAUAAAAGCAACGCGGAGGCGGCGCGGGCGGCAGGAAUGAGCGACAACCGACGUCUCCACAGCGACUCGUCGUCCGCCGACUCGCUCCAGCUCGGGAUCUAUUUCUACACCUAGCAGAAGGUCUUUGGGUAGGGUCCAACAAAAUGGCUACGUCGACAAGUUCGAGGCUGAACAAAGCUGUGAAGCACCAAUACAUGAGCCUCCCCCAGGGGGACAAGGUCCAGGCCAUGUACAUCUGGAUAGAUGGGUCCGGAGAGGGACUCCGCUGCAAGACCAGAACCCUGGAUUCUGAGCCCAAGACGAUUGAAGACCUUCCCGAGUGGAACUUUGACGGCUCCAGCACCUUCCAGUCGGAGGGCUCCAACAGCGACAUGUACCUGAUCCCCGCGGCCAUGUUCAGGGACCCGUUCAGGAAGGACCCCAACAAGCUGGUGCUCUGCGAGGUGCUCAAGUACAACCACAAGCCAGCAGAGACCAACCUGCGCUCCACCUGUAAAAAGAUCAUGAGCAUGGUGGAGAACAACCACCCGUGGUUCGGCAUGGAGCAGGAGUACACUCUCCUGAGCACCGACGGACACCCGUUCGGCUGGCCCUCCAACGGCUUCCCGGGUCCACAGGGGCCUUAUUAUUGUGGAGUGGGAGCGGAUAAGGCCUAUGGCAGAGACGUCGUGGAGGCACACUACAGAGCCUGCCUGUACGCUGGGGUUGAGAUCUGCGGAACCAAUGCUGAAGUCAUGCCAGCUCAGUGGGAGUUCCAGGUUGGGCCUUGUGAAGGUAUAAACAUGGGGGACCACCUGUGGGUCGCCCGCUUCAUCCUUCACAGGGUGUGCGAGGAUUUCGGUGUGGUGGCGUCCUUCGACCCCAAGCCCAUCUCAGGGAACUGGAACGGCGCCGGCUGCCACACCAACUUCAGCACAAAGGAAAUGCGAGAUGACGGCGGACUGAAGGUCAUCGAAGAGUCUAUCGAAAGACUGGCAAAGAGGCAUAGAUAUCACAUUCGGGCCUACGACCCCAAAGGCGGGCUGGACAAUGCCAGGCGCCUCACCGGUCGGCACGAAACGUCGAACAUAGACGAGUUCUCGGCCGGCGUGGCCAAUCGCGGCGCCAGCAUCCGCAUCCCCCGGGCGGUGGGGCACGACAAGAAGGGCUACUUCGAGGACCGCCGUCCGUCCGCCAACUGCGACCCGUACGUCGUCACCGAGGCCCUGGUGCGCACAUGUUUACUCAGAGAAGAAGGAGAGGAGCCCACAGAAUACACCAAAUGAACAAGUCUAAUUCAAAAAACCCAUUGAUGGUACUGUUUUUUUGAUCCUUGUCAUUUUCAAGACUCGAGGGAUUGAUCUUUCCAUUUCUGAUUAAAAAAUUUUUUACUUGAGCGAUGUAAUAAUGAGGCAUUCUUUGUGCUCGCAGAAAUUCUUUACCUCCGACGUAAACACUGCCUUUCUGUCAAUUCAACUCAUUCUGUCAUGGUAGCUGAUAAUUUGCUGAGAGGUGCAUGACUAUGUAAUGUGUUAAACUUUGUACGAUGAAAAGUUUGUAUAACUCCGACCCGAAAAGAUCCCAAAGGAGUUUGAAUGUUCUGAGCAGUCAUGGCCGCUGUGACAAUGGUGGCUCUUAUCAUGUUGUAGAUAGUUGUGGUUAUUAUGUAAGCCAAUCUACUUUUGUAUGUUUAUAAUCCUACAUUUGUUCCAUUCAUGAUUGUCACUUACUAAAAACCUUUAAUAAAUACAUAACAUUUUUACAA
Molecule: messenger RNA, 1786 nt
Organism: Scophthalmus maximus (turbot)
Lineage: Eukaryota; Metazoa; Chordata; Actinopteri; Pleuronectiformes; Scophthalmidae
Gene: glulb
Product: glutamate-ammonia ligase (glutamine synthase) b
Exons: 7
Coding region: 186-1307 (373 amino acids)
Cellular component (GO): cytoplasm
Molecular function (GO): glutamine synthetase activity
Source: RefSeq, a predicted model, not a curated record